Molecule: messenger RNA, 171 nt
Organism: Paramuricea clavata
Lineage: Eukaryota; Metazoa; Cnidaria; Anthozoa; Malacalcyonacea; Plexauridae
Source: the annotation of a GenBank genome assembly
AUGGCCAAAACAGUCAUGGUACCCCAUGCUCUUACCAAUACUGGAGCAACCACCAGUCAUCCUUUCACCAGCUCAGAAUAUGUUACUGCUGCUGUUCCAGCCAGCGCAGAGACACCCUCUACACAAGAAACUAAGACUAGCUAUUUGUCUUGUAUCAGGGGCAAAUUACAG